Messenger RNA from Pseudomassariella vexata, 679 nucleotides. RefSeq lists its product as uncharacterized. Bases 128 to 583 code for a protein of 151 amino acids. Lineage: Eukaryota; Fungi; Ascomycota; Sordariomycetes; Amphisphaeriales; Pseudomassariaceae. The record is from RefSeq and is a predicted model, not a curated record. The transcript has a single exon.
AGUCGGAGGGCCGAAUUCGAUAGUCCCUCCCGUCAAACCUCCCGGCCCUCACCCGUAGGUUCCGGGCUGAAGCGUGUGUCAUCGGAACUGGCGAGUGAUAGCAGCCACUUUCUGCUAGCACAGAAACAUGCUAGACUCCGGAGCCUGGACGGAGCGAUGGGGCCUCUUUUCCUCAUCACGGUCUUUUCUGCGGAGUACUUUGUAUCAAUAUUCCAGACCUCGUCAGCGGGCAGGGUGGGCAAGUUGGCGAACGGCCCGCAAGAUGGGCUUAAUGGGGUCGUUAAUUCCACUAACGCAGGUCCGUGGUCCGCGGAGAGGCCUAUUGGUUCUACAAUCCCUGUUGAUGGGCUUCGAGAAGGUUUCAAGAACCCGCUGCUUGGAGCUAGAGAGACGCCAAGUCUUGCCCGAUGUUCCAUCUAUGGCGACCUGCUCCAUCUUUCCCACGUUCCAUAAUUAUUUUGCAUUUGCAUAUCAACUGUCACUGCUAAUUUGGCCUCGUAGGUCCAUUUAUUGCCAUAUGCAACCUUCCCCCACUUUAUGGUUCCAUCUAUGGAACGUCCGGGACCUUCGAAGGUCGGAAUGAAGCCCGUUCGAACGACUAACGAGCAUCUGGCCAGGUGAUUCUCGGCACGAGUUCGGCCGGCCCCAGGGAACCCUGUUUCCCAGUUGACAUGAUCGG